Messenger RNA from Darwinula stevensoni, 1169 nucleotides. NCBI's taxonomy places the organism in Eukaryota, Metazoa, Arthropoda, Ostracoda, Podocopida, Darwinulidae. The record is from the annotation of a GenBank genome assembly.
AUUACAUUGGAUUGCACCCGUGAAGAUAAGGAGAGGUAUAUAGAGGGCCGAGGAGGAGUCUCAUCACGGGUUUCUGACCUGACUUGCGACCAACCAUGAAGACUGUCCUUCUCCUCGGUUUCCUCGGCCUUGUUUUGGCCGCCUCCGCUCAGGCUGGAGGGGUGAGCUACAUCCGUGCUGUUGCACCAGAGCCGGAUUUCAGCGAUCCAGCCACUCUGCUCGCCGCCGAAGAAUACGUGAGGCUAGCCAGUUCCAUGAAUUCCAGGCAAACGCAGCGUUGCGGGGUGCCAAAUAAGGGGGGAAAGGCAAGGAUCGUCGGGGGUCACGAAGUGGAUGUAUUGGAAUACCCAUGGCAAAUCGCAUUGGUGGUUCGAGUGCAAUACAACGAAACUACUCAGGCCGGCGGGUUCUGCGGAGGCACUCUCAUCAGCGACCAAUGGGUUCUCACCGCUGCUCACUGUGUCGAUCUUCCAUAUCCCGUGCUGAGUACAACUGUGUACGUCGGAGCCCACGACCUCUCCUUGUCCCGCGAAGAAGAUGGAAGGACCGAGAUCGUUGGUGAAAGCUGGUACACACACCCCGAAUGGGACUCUUCCACCGUGAAGAACGACGUUGCCCUCAUCAAGCUCAGCCAACCUGUCACCUUCGACGGUGAGUGUCGACGAGGGAGAGCCGACAUCCAAUGCGAACCGAGAUGUGGGAAUGCUUGCUUUUGUGUUUCAGAUGCGAUUUGCCCCGUCUGCAUGGGCUACGGUGGAGACAUCGAGAAAAUCGACGUGGAAGCCAUCGGAUGGGGAAAGACCUCCGACGCCGGCGGCCGAGCCGAUACUCUUCAGAGGAUUCACACCACGACCAUGACGAACAGCGCUUGCAGGAUGGCGGACUUCGUCUUUUUCCUUCUCGUUUCCAGCAACCACGUCUGCAUCGAGACCCACGGAGGAGCCAAGAGUGUCUGCAAUGGUGACUCUGGUGGCCCUCUGCUCCGUUGGGAUGGGGACCGUUAUUCCCAGAUCGGAGUCGUGUCCUUCGGCAGCUCCAAGGGGUGCGAAAGCGGGUCGCCUGCUGUCUUCUCUCGCGUUGACAAGUACCAUUCCUUCAUCUGCGGCACCUCUGGCGUGUGUUAAUUGCGCAUCACCCGUCUGAACUAGAAUAAAUAAUCGUAUCCAUGA